Molecule: messenger RNA, 1055 nt
Organism: Prorocentrum cordatum
Lineage: Eukaryota; Dinophyceae; Prorocentrales; Prorocentraceae
Source: the annotation of a GenBank genome assembly
GAACGCCUAAGAGCGCUCCAAGAGCGCCCCAAGAGCGCCCCACGAGCGCCCCGUCCUACCUCUCGCAAAAACGCGUCGCAAGCAGGCGAUCGCCGCGAGACGCCUCGACCCGACUCCGAACGCCAGCGCGCGAGCGGCCCUCGCGGCAGGGCGUGGUUGCAACGCACCCCGCCCAUUGGAGCACCUCGCGCGCACGACAUUGGAGCAUCCGCAGGAAGAACGUGGAGAAUGCUCCCCGCUUUAGCGGGAGUUCGGUGAAUGGGCCAAACAGGGCGACGUUCCGGGGCUGGCGGGUUCUGGGCCCCUUGGGGGCAUCUAUCUUGUUCGACAUUGCUGGGUGCUUUGAACGGUCGCAGGGCAGGGAGGAGCUACCAGGGGGUUUGUUUCGAUGAGGUCCGCGACCAGUCCCACAAUCACAACAAAACAUUCGGAUCUGCAUUGCGAUUCCAGAGGGUAUCAUGGCAUACGUUCUGGCCGACACGUGGCCGCUAAGCAUCCCCGGCGCCGACAAUUACAUUAUCGCCAGUGCGGCUCGGAUACGUUGGGAAGAGCAACUUGCGAAAUAUGUGUUCCCUAGACAAUGCGGGCUCCUACCGAAACGAUCCAGCCUGGCCAAUCCUCUGGACGUGAACACUUCCAGCAUGAUCGCGUCCCUCCAGCAAGACAGCGGGGCCUGUUUCCUGAUGGACUUUGCUUCGGCGUUCUUUUCGAUAUCAGAGGAGUUCAUGGUCGCCGCGUUACUGUCGAUCGGCAUGCCGGCCCAGGCCACGUGUGCCAUCUACGCUCUGUGCGCUGAUUCGAAUUGCAAGGUAAAGCACGGCGCGGGCCAGGCGACGGGCUUUCAUGUCAGCAGGCGUGAGACCGGGUUGGCCGUUCUCGCCGCUUCUCUACGCCACAUCCGCAGAGCUGCUCAUGGAGCGCAUCGAGCAGGAGUGCCCUGACACUCUUGUUUGGGCCUGCGCAGAUGACGCAGCAGUGGCGCUCGCGGGUCACCAGCAAGAGGCGCCAGUUGACAAAAGCAUUUUAGAGAGUGGACCAGCAUGCUGGUGGCAGAC